GUGAAGAGAACUAGAAUAAGAGAUUUAAAUAGUAAAACAAAAAAAAUGGCAACAAAUUGCUUAGUACAAAACCAUUUAGAGGUUAUGCAAUGGCAAACUUCAAACGCAUGUAGCAAAACAAUAUUUCGGCCCACUGUUUGGGGUCGAAUUUAUGGAAAGAACAUUAAAAUUAAAUCUUUGGACUUGGAUGGUGAAAGUUUUACAGUAGGGCGGGCUGAAAAUAAUAGUUUAAUUAUAUCAUCUAAAAUAUUAGAUUCUCAAAAUAUAUUAAGCGGAAUUUCUAAGCUACAUUUUAUGAUUAGAAGAUCGAUAUGCGAUGUUUAUGGCCCCAUAUACAUAGAAGACCUCUCUCGUAAUGGCACUUUUGUUAACGGAGAGAGAAUCGGUACAAAUAAUCGACGUAUUUUGCAAAAUAAUGAUACCAUUUCGCUUUCUCAUCCUAAUUAUAAAGCGUUUAUUUUCAUGGAUAUUCGCUCAAAUGUGCGUUACUUAGACUUUCCUAAGGAAAUCACGGCGAAAUAUCAUGUCGGUUGCAAAUUAGGUUCGGGUGCUUUUGGUGUUAUACGUUUAAUUUAUGACCGUCGUACGUGUAUCCAAUAUGCCAUCAAAACUAUUAAAAAGAAUUUAUUGGCCAUCAAUAGCCAAACCAAUCACUUAAAUGAAGCGAAAAUAUUGAAAAGUUUGCAGCAUCCUUGCGUAAUUCAAUUAUACGAUAUAGCCGAUAGUAUCGAUUCGAUGUAUAUGGUUAUGGAAUUCAUGAAAGGCGGCGAUUUACUCAAUCGUAUUGUAAGCAAGAAACGACUUAGUGAACAAAUCUCUAAAUUGUACUUUUAUCAAAUGUGUCACGCAGUGCAAUAUCUUCAUAGCAAUGGAAUUACUCAUCGUGAUUUAAAACCAGAUAACGUUUUACUUAAGACUCCUGACGACAACACUAUAUUAAAACUUACAGAUUUUGGAGUAAGUAAAUUUGUACCAAAUAGCACGAUUAUGCGUACACUGUGCGGAACGCCUUUAUACGUUGCACCAGAGGUAUUGAAAACUCGGUAUCAUGGAACUUAUACGAAGAAGGUUGAUAUCUGGGGUCUGGGCGUGAUAUUAUUCAUAUGCCUAUGUGGAACUCUGCCCUUUUCCGAUACUUACGGCUCACCAGUAGGCGAACAAAUCACAAAAGGAGAAUUUCGUUUUAAUCAUCCUUCUUGGCGGAAAAUAUCAAAAAAUGCCAUCUUUUUAAUUAAAAACUUAUUAAUAGUUGACCCUGGACGCCGACCAUCAAUUGAUGGUAUACUUAACAACGCAUGGCUUAGAGAUAGGCAAAUGCAAUCCACCGCCCAAAACUUAAUGGAAAUGGUACCCAUGGACAUUGAAAACGAAGAGAAUGUGUUUGAAGAACCUCCCAUUAAACGUUUGAAAUUUUAAAUAAGAGCUCGUUUAAGUAAUAUUGCCAGUGUAUUAUAGUUGAUUAGGAUUAAGUUUACUUAGCUUAUUUUUCCUAUUGUUAUUUACAAUUAUAUCUGAAUGUUUAAUUACUUUUUAAUUGUUUGUGUAGACUUUUACUUGUAAAAUUUAUUCGUUUUAAAUGUUAGUAUUGAUAAAUAAGCUUUGUAGGACGUGAUGUUUUAUGUAUAUAGACUUGUAAUUAGGGUUAGAUAGCAAAUUUGUAUAGAAUGUAAAAUGUUUGAUCUCAAUUGAUCAGUCAUACAUACCUUAUUCCAUUAAACAUAAAUAAUGAUGUUUAACGAUGAAAAGUCAAUCAUUACUGCUAGUAGCAGGAGAGCGGUGAAGAGGAAACCAGGAUUCUGAAGGUGAAAGUCCAAUGAACGUUAUUACUAACGAAACAAGCGGGUUUAUAAAGAUAGCAGAAGCGUUGUGGAAACCGUUGGCGAGAUAAAAAAUAUAGGACAUUCUGACCUAAUAUAUGGCGUCUUGUUUGAUUGAGCAAAACAUGCACAAACAUUACUAUCUAAUAUUGAAUAUAGCGAGCACAAGCCAUUUGAAAUCUUGCCGAUAGGAGGAUUAUCCAAGGAAUGUUGGUCAGUGCUCUCCACAUUGUAGAUAUUGCAUAUUCGCCUGCGAAUUCGCCAUCUGAAUAAAAUAUACUGACGUCAUCGCAAACGGAUUUGAUUCUACCCACUUGACCCAUCACUCAGCAACAAGGAGAAAUGGUCGCAUACUUUUGAAUGCCAGUACAUGCACAAACUGAGUUAGCUCCGUUUUACAAAAAAAAAAAAAAAUUAUUAAAAUAUGCAUUGUAUUUACUCCAAAA
Molecule: messenger RNA, 2263 nt
Organism: Glossina fuscipes
Lineage: Eukaryota; Metazoa; Arthropoda; Insecta; Diptera; Glossinidae
Product: ovarian-specific serine/threonine-protein kinase Lok-like
Exons: 1
Coding region: 46-1416 (456 amino acids)
Biological process (GO): mitotic DNA damage checkpoint signaling; protein phosphorylation
Cellular component (GO): nucleus; cytoplasm
Molecular function (GO): ATP binding; protein serine/threonine kinase activity; protein binding
Source: RefSeq, a predicted model, not a curated record